AUGCCUAUUAAAGAUAUGAAGCCGAUCCCCGCAGCGAGUAUGGCGUCCACAUCGUUUGAGCGUUCAAAUUCGGGGUUCCAGAUGGUUGAUCAAUCUCAACCCCGUUAUAUAAUCCCUUCCUUGGAAAAUCGUCACUUUACUGGCCGUGAAUCCACGCUAGAGGAGCUCAAACAGAAGCUUUUUAUCCAAGCCAAUACUGAAAAAUUAGCCUUAUUCGGACUAGGUGGCAUCGGAAAAACCCAAGUUGCACUUCAGCUUGCCCGCUGGGUGAAAGCGUAUAUACCAGACUGCUCGAUUUUUUGGGCUCCUGCUCUCAGCCUCGAGAGUUUCAAGCAAGUUUAUUGGCAAAUUGCGAACGAGCUCCAAAUCCAUCAGAACGCAAACGAUGAAAAUGUGAUGGAAUUAGUACAGGAGCAUCUUAGCUCUGAUAAGGCCGGAAAGUGGCUUUUGAUUAUCGAUAACGCUGAUGACAUAGGCUUGGUUUUCGAUGACCUUGAUCAGUAUUUUCCUUCUAGCAAGAAAGGUGUAACUUUGCUCACUACUCGUUCUCGCGAGGUGGCGAUGUCUUUCGCAAGAAAGGAUAUCGUUGAGCUCCAAAAGAUGACAGCAGAGGAAGGGAUUGCUUUUCUUACUAAGAUUGUCGGAGAAGAUUCACUAUGUGGCCAAGAAUCCGCUAUGCGAUUAGUAGAGGAGCUGAACUUACUACCUCUAGCUAUCGCACAGGCCGCUUACUAUAUUUCUCGGAAUAAUAUAACGACCACGCGCUAUCUCGAGCUUAUGCAUAAAACCGAAAAAGACCGGAUGCGUCUAGCGAGUAGGGACUUCCGGGAUAACACUCGCUACCGAAAAAUGCCAAACGCGGUGACUGCCACGUGGCUUAUCUCAUUCAAUCAGAUCAAGAGCUCUGAUCCCUCUGCUGCUGAUUUGCUGGAGUUUAUGUCUUUCCUUGAGCCAAAGUCAAUCCCACGAUCUAUUCUUCCUACGCUUACUUCAGAAGAGGAGAUGGAUUUCUCAAUUGGCACACUGUGCGGCUAUGGAUUUCUGACCAGGAGAGAUAAUAAGGGUAUGUUCGAUAUGCAUAGCCUUGUACAGUUAUCAACACGAGUGUGGAUGGCAGAGGCACAGAAGACACAACAGAUUAUCACGACUACGACGCAACAUCUAGACGAGUGUUUUCCAACAAACGAAUACACGAAUCGUGAGACAUGGAGGGAAUACUUACCACAUGCCCUUGAAAUUCUCAAGAGAGAGGAAAGUAAAGAUUUGAGUGAGAGGUACAGCCUACUUUCCAAGGUUGGAGAUUGUGUUCUAGCUGAUGGACGAGCGAAAGAAUCCAUCACCUUUUUUCACGAUGUGUGUGUAUGGAAUGAAAGCAACUAUGGUGAAGAGCAUCCUGAUCGACUGACGUCUCAGCAUACGCUCGCACGGGCAUAUCAAUCCAACGGGCAGAUCAAACAGGCUGUGGAGCUACUUGAGCAUGUGGUCGCGGUGCAAGAGAGAACGCUUGAUGAAGAGCAUCCUGAUCGACUGACGUCUCAGCAUACGCUCGCAGGGGCAUAUCAAUCCAACGGGCAGAUCAAACAGGCUGUGGAGCUACUUGAGCAUGUGGUCGCGGUGGAAGAGAGAACGCUUGACGAAGAGCAUCCUGAUCGACUGACGUCUCAGCAUACGCUCGCAGGGGCAUACCAAUCUAACGGGCAGAUCAAACAGGCUGUGGAGCUACUUGAGCAUGUGGUCGCGGUGCGAGAGAGAACGCUUGAUGAAGAGCAUCCUGAUCGACUGGCGUCUCAGCAUACGCUCGCAUGGGCAUAUCAAUCCAACGGGCAGAUCAAACAGGCUGUGGAGCUACUUGAGCAUGUGGUCGCGGUGCAAGAGAGAACGCUUGAUGAAGAGCAUCCCUCUCGACUGGCGUCUCAGCACGUACUCGCAGGGGCAUACCAAUCUAACGGGCAGAUCAAACAGGCUGUGGAGCUACUUGAGCAUGUGGUCGCGGUGCGAGAGAGAACGCUUGAUGAAGAGCAUCCCUCUCGACUGGCGUCUCAGCAUACGCUCGCACGGGCAUAUCAAUCCAACGGGCAGAUUAAACAGGCUAUGGAGCUACUUGAGCAUGUGGUCGCGGUGCGAGAGAGAACGCUUGAUAAAGAGCAUCCCUCUCGACUGGCGUCUCAGCACGAACUCGCACGGGCAUAUCAAUCCAACGGGCAGAUCAAACAGGCUGUCGAGCUACUUGAGCAUGUGGUCGCGGUGCAAGAGAGAACGCUUGAUGAAGAGCAUCCCUCUCGACUGGCGUCUCAGCAUACGCUCGCACGGGCAUAUCAAUCCAACGGGCAGAUCAAACAGGCUAUGGAGCUACUUGAGCAUGUGGUCGCGGUGCGAGAGAGAACGCUUGAUGAAGAGCAUCCCUCUCGACUGGCGUCUCAGCACGAACUCGCACGGGCAUAUCAAUCCAACGGGCAGAUCAAACAGGCUGUCGAGCUACUUGAGCAUGUGGUCGCGGUGCAAGAGAGAACGCUUGAUGAAGAGCAUCCCUCUCGACUGGCGUCUCAGCACGUACUCGCAGGGGCAUACCAAUCUAACGGGCAGAUCAAACAGGCUGUGGAGCUACUUGAGCAUAUGGUCGCGGUGCAAGAGAGAACGCUUGAUGAAGAGCAUCCCUCUCGACUGGCGUCUCAGCACGAACUCGCAGGGGCAUAUCAAUCCAACGGGCAGAUCAAACAGGCUGUGGAGCUACUUGAGCAUGUGGUCGCGGUGCAAGAGAGAACGCUUGACGAAGAGCAUCCUGAUCGACUGACGUCUCAGCAUACGCUCGCAGGGGCAUACCAAUCUAACGGGCAGAUCAAACAGGCUGUGGAGCUACUUGAGCAUGUGGUCGCGGUGCGAGAGAGAACGCUUGAUGAAGAGCAUCCUGAUCGACUGGCGUCUCAGCAUACGCUCGCACGGGCAUAUCAAUCCAACGGGCAGAUCAAACAGGCUGUGGAGCUACUUGAGCAUGUGGUCGCGGUGGAAGAGAGAACGCUUGACGAAGAGCAUCCUGAUCGACUGACGUCUCAGCAUACGCUCGCAGGGGCAUACCAAUCUAACGGGCAGAUCAAACAGGCUGUGGAGCUACUUGAGCAUGUGGUCGCGGUACGAGAGAGAACGCUUGAUGAAGAGCAUCCUGAUCGACUGGCGUCUCAGCAUACGCUCGCACGGGCAUAUCAAUCCAACGGGCAGAUCAAACAGGCUGUGGAGCUACUUGAGCAUGUGGUCGCGGUGCAAGAGAGAACGCUUGAUGAAGAGCAUCCCUCUCGACUGGCGUCUCAGCAUACGCUCGCACGGGCAUAUCAAUCCAACGGGCAGAUCAAACAGGCUAUGGAGCUACUUGAGCAUGUGGUCGCGGUGCGAGAGAGAACGCUUGAUGAAGAGCAUCCCUCUCGACUGGCGUCUCAGCACGAACUCGCACGGGCAUACCAAUCUAACGGGCAGAUCAAACAGGCUGUGGAGCUACUUGAGCAUGUGGUCGCGGUGCGAGAGAGAACGCUUGAUGAAGAGCAUCCCUCUCGACUGGCGUCUCAGCACGUACUCGCAGGGGCAUACCAAUCUAACGGGCAGAUCAAACAGGCUGUGGAGCUACUUAAGCAUGUGGUCGCGGUGCGAGAGAGAACGCUUGAUGAAGAGCAUCCCUCUCGACUGGCGUCUCAGCACGAACUCGCACGGGCAUAUCAAUCCAACGGGCAGAUCAAACAGGCUGUGGAGCUACUUGAGCAUGUGGUCGCGGUGGAAGAGAGAACGCUUGAUGAAGAGCAUCCCUCUCGACUGGCGUCUCAGCAUACGCUCGCAUGGGCAUAUCAAUCCAACGGGCAGAUCAAACAGGCUAUGGAGCUACUUGAGCAUGUGGUCGCGGUGCAAGAGAACGCUUGA
Penicillium maclennaniae is the source of this 3900-nucleotide messenger RNA. RefSeq names its product tetratricopeptide repeat protein. Bases 1 to 3900 code for a protein of 1299 amino acids. The record is from RefSeq and is a predicted model, not a curated record. NCBI's taxonomy places the organism in Eukaryota, Fungi, Ascomycota, Eurotiomycetes, Eurotiales, Aspergillaceae. The transcript has 2 exons. Gene Ontology annotation, molecular function: ADP binding; protein binding.